Notodromas monacha is the source of this 1576-nucleotide messenger RNA. The record is from the annotation of a GenBank genome assembly. NCBI's taxonomy places the organism in Eukaryota, Metazoa, Arthropoda, Ostracoda, Podocopida, Cyprididae.
UUCUUAUAUUCCUCCAGCUUUUGUUGAUUAUGAUGACGGCUGUGACCAGUGUUGAACGGAGCUUGAGCACAGUGUUGCAAUGACGGAGUUUGUUGAUGGCUGGAAUAUUGUGGGCGUACUCGGUGAGGGCGCGUUCGGGGACGUUAAGCUGCUGGAAUGCCCGGAUCAGGGUUCAUUUGUGGCCAUGAAGUGCGUGGAUAUGGGCCGUCACCCAGGUGCUGCAGCGGACGUGCGCAAGGAGAUUGCCGUCCAUCGCCUCUUGGACCAUCGCAAUGUUCUUAAAUACAUUGGCCACCGGACAGUUGGCCCAGUAGAUUACAUCUUCCUCGAAUAUGCCCCGAAUGGCGAGCUGUUUGACAGGAUUGAGCCUGACAUUGGGAUGGCUGUGCCAAUGGCCCGUCGCCUGUUCGGCGAGUUACUCUGCGGACUGGAGUAUUUGCAUGGACGUGGGAUAGCACACAGGGAUAUCAAGCCCGAGAACCUACUCCUCGGCGUGGGCGACACCCUGAAGAUAUCCGAUUUCGGGCUUGCCACAGUGUUCCGGCAUCACGGUCGGGAACGUCUCCUGGAUAGGGCAUGUGGUACUCUUCCGUAUGCAGCACCCGAGGUGUUGUCGGGUGGGCCCUACCGCGGUGAUCACGCAGAUCUUUGGUCAGCAGGCAUUGUGCUCGUGGCAAUGCUCACUGGAGAAUUGCCAUGGGACAAGGCGGAUGUGGAGACGAGUCCCGAGUUUGCCGCCUGGACAGGACUGGAUACUGGCCGACUGCCGCCACUUCUCUGUCGACUUGAGCCGGACGCGUUGUGUCUCGUCAGGGCCAUGCUGUGCGCCAAGCCCGAGGCACGGCUCAAGCUGCAGGCUGUUUUGUCCAGUCGCUGGAUGCGUGUUAAGGAUUUGAGCGUGUUGAAUGUGGCAGUGGGAACGGAUUGUGACGAUCUAGAUGGAGAUGAUAUGAAAGACAGGAUCAAGCGCCCCCGCCGAUUGACGUGCUCACAACCUGUAGCGGACGUGGCCCUUCUGCAGUCGCCAGUGCGCGCCCUGCUGCCAUGUUCAACGCAGCCCAAUUCGAACUUACUGCUAGACUCCCAGCAGUGCUUGGCCACGCAGCAGUCGAGUGCACCUCUUCACCUCAUUUUGCGUCGCAUGACCCGGUUCGUGGUGCCCUGUGAUGUGGAUGAGACGUUGAGUCUUUUGGAGCGAGUGGCGGCGGCCCAGGGCAUGAUAGCGCAUCGGCUGUCAAUGACAAAUGUGGCAAAUGCGAGUAACACAGUUCCAAUGCCACCGAGUGCGACUGUUGUGGGUAGGGACCGACGCAAUGCCCGCCUUGAGUUGCGCGUCACCGUGCUGGCCCAGGAAAACGAGGCAGAUCAAACAGAGCUGCGUGGGAAACAGGAUGAAGACGAGGAUGUAGAAAAGGAAAAUAGGAGCCGCAGUAGCAACACCAAGGCUCGGUGUCUGCUUGAUUUCCGGCUUUCUCGUGGAGAUGGGCUCGAGUUCAAGCGAACGUUUCUACGCCUCAAGGAAGGAUUCGCAAAACUUGCAGCACCGAUCCGGUCGGCCGUUGCCUGGCCAUCGUGA